Sclerotinia sclerotiorum 1980 UF-70 is the source of this 990-nucleotide messenger RNA. RefSeq lists its product as hypothetical. Gene Ontology annotation, molecular function: NAD binding; oxidoreductase activity, acting on the CH-OH group of donors, NAD or NADP as acceptor. NCBI's taxonomy places the organism in Eukaryota, Fungi, Ascomycota, Leotiomycetes, Helotiales, Sclerotiniaceae. The record is from RefSeq and is a predicted model, not a curated record. The transcript has 3 exons. Bases 1 to 990 code for a protein of 329 amino acids.
AUGUCCACCCAAACACCACAAACCCUCCGAGCAAAUCUCCCCCAAACCCUCCACAUCCUCCGUCUCGAUCCAAUCCAUUGUCCCGCACCAGAUUUCACCUCACUCCCCAUCCCCUACACCUACACCGAACUACCCAUUCCCCGUCCCUCCGAAUCAGACCUAAUAACCUAUCUAAAACCCGCGCACAUACUAAUCACCACCCGAUUUUUCCUCCCCUCAUCUCUUCUCUCCCAACUCCCCAAUCUCAAACAUGUAGCUGUUUUAGCUAUUGGAACUGAUCAUGUCGAUCUGGUAUAUUGUGCCGAGAAUGGGAUUUCGGUCUCGAAUGUUCCGGCGGCGAAUAUUGAGGCUGUUUCCGAACAUGGGUUGACGUUGUAUAUGGCGGACGGGAGGGAGUGGAAGGAGAAGGGGAGUUUGACGGGGUAUUUUUAUGGGGGGUUGAUGGCGGGGUUUAAGGGGGAGGUGGUGGGGAUUGUGGGGGGUGGAAACCGAGUAGCAACCCUUUGCCGUGCCCUCGGAAUGACCAUUCAAUUCUGCGAAAGAAAAGGAGUCCCAGAAAACGAAACCCGUCCAAACUACACCCCCUUCACAACAGUCCUCCAAACCAGCACAGUCAUCUUCCUCUGUCUCCCCCUAACACCUAGCACUCAAAACCUCAUCGCCUCUCCGGAGUUAUCUACAAUGAGACCAGAUAUCCUCCUAAUCAACAUAGCACGAGGAGGAAUAGUCAACGAGGAAGAUUUAAUCGAAGCAUUAAAGCAAGGUAAAAUAGCAGGAGCAGCAACAGAUGUAUAUGUAGAAGAACCAGCUGGAGAAAAUAAUGCAUUGGUGAGAGCGGCGAGAGAGGGGCAUUUGAGGGAUAGUGGGAGAUUGAUUUUGAGUCCCCAUGUGGCGUGGUAUGGGAGGAGUAGUGUGGAGAAAUUGAGGAGGGUGGUCGCGGAGAAUGUUAGGGGGUGGUGUGUGGGGGAGGAGGGGAAUAUUGUGGGUUGA